AUGUCUCAAGCCUGCAUCCGCUGCAGGAAACAGAAGCGAAAAUGUGACAAACUCGUGCCCGUCUGCUCACUUUGCAAACGGCUGAACAAGUCCUGUUCCUAUCCAGCACCUGACGCGGUAUCUUCUCACCCCGUGGCUGUGCCCGACUUACAUGACUUGACACCGUCCAAUAUUCGCCAUACCCUUGAAGCCCAAGUCUCGUCGAUUAUAGGCGACGGUGCUCAACUACAAGAGACCGCCGCCACAUACUUCCGAUCCGUGCACGUCUGGCUACCAAUCAUCUCCGAGACCGCAUACUAUUCGCAGCUCUCUAAAUUCCGCAUCCAGCCCGCCCCGUCGGACUUUAGUGUCUUGACCCUCUGUAUGUUCCUUGUGUGUGCGAUGCCCGUUGACGGCGAGGUGUCUGAUCAGACGCGAUCCCUGUAUACUCUUGUGAAGAGCUUCGUCGCACUGCUUGAGGCCAUGGGCACCAAUUCUUUGCAGUUGCUGCAGGCCAGGCUGCUUCUGACUGUGUUCGAAAUCGGACAUACCUUCUACCCGGCUGCGUAUGUCUCUGCCGGCGCGAAUGUUCGGGCUGCGGUCACUUUGGGCGCCAGUGCGGCUUCGUUGGAGGAUCUACGUACUGUGUUUCCGGAGCCAUGGAAAGCGGAGGAGGCGCGACGGACCUGGCGGGGCAUUGUUAUUGCGGAUAGAUAUGCCUCCUUGGAGAGCGAGAAUGAGCCCAGUGCUCUUCGUGGACGACGUAUAGACGCGGCUAGUGGCAGCGGUAAUACCAAAAGGGUACAGAAUGAUUUAUUCGAGAAACUAGUCCACGCUUCCGGCCUCUUGGGACAGGUUCUCACCCACAUCCACGAGAACUAUCAGCUCAUAUCGCUCCCGCCACUCAACGGCAUAGAGACCGGCAUCGAGGCACUGCACAUUCUCAGAUCUCUAACUUCAACUCUAGCAACGUUCCAAGGAGAAAGCUCUACUCUAGAUCCUCUCUCAUCUAGCUCCUUGGCCAUAUACAGAAGAAGCGCAAUGCUAGAAGUCCUCGAAUUCGGCUCCCACAUCAACCUCCCCGCCAACGAGUACUGCACCCAAACGUCCAUCAACAUUCUAGCCUCCCUGGUUCACGAGAUCGGCCACGAAGCCAAAGCCACAGUCGCCACCCCGACGGAACCAGCAACCCUGCCCGUGUUCAUCAUCCACUGCAUUUACAAAGCCGCGAUCGUCUAUCUCCGCGACGCAAGACUGUCGGGAGGCGUGGAUCCCGAACCGUCGAUACGCCCGUUGACGGAUCUUUUACGACAUAUAGGGAUGAGGUGGAGGGCUGCGAGCGAUUAUGCUCUGAGAAUUGAGAAGGCUUCUCGUGAUGCAGGUUUCCAGAACUCGAGAUAAGUGGAGGCGGGCAUACUAGAACCUGGUAUUUGAGCAAGCAACAGAACGCUCCGUACGGAUAGGAACCUCGAGGGCUUUCAUUGUGAUCUCUACGAGUAGCCACGACAAAUGGAAAGAAAGGGCCUGUAAAGCUACAGUGAUGGCCACCGAAGCAGUCAACUAUU
Molecule: messenger RNA, 1544 nt
Organism: Aspergillus steynii IBT 23096
Lineage: Eukaryota; Fungi; Ascomycota; Eurotiomycetes; Eurotiales; Aspergillaceae
Product: Zn(II)2Cys6 transcription factor
Exons: 6
Coding region: 1-1380 (459 amino acids)
Biological process (GO): regulation of DNA-templated transcription; DNA-templated transcription
Cellular component (GO): nucleus
Molecular function (GO): zinc ion binding; DNA-binding transcription factor activity, RNA polymerase II-specific; DNA binding
Source: RefSeq, a predicted model, not a curated record